UCUCCCGUAACGCCCGCUGCCGCCCGACACCGUUAAUGUCCCGUAACGCCCGCUACCGCCCGCUACCAACCUGUAUCUACUCAUAGUAAAACAACUAUUAUUUGGUCCAUAAAAUAUUGGAUUAUAGUUUUUAAACAACUAUUUAAGGAUAGUUAAAAAGUUCAACUUCCUUUUACAGUUUACCAAAACGAAAUAUAAUUGUAAACACGCGAGUUAAUGAUUUUACAAAAAAAUGGAUUUUCAUAAGUUUGUUCAAUUAUCUUCAACGUUUUCAGGUAACAAUACUAACAUUACUAAUAUGAAUGCAGAUAGAUCUAGUAGUGAAUCGGGUGAAAGUGACAUUGAGUGUGAGGAAGAUGAUAUUGCUAAUAAUGAACUAGAUCUAGAUCUAUCUGAUACUGAUGAUUUAAACCCUGAUGAUGGUGACGAAGUUUCUCUAGAUGUAGAUAACCCAUCUUAUAACUGGAGUGAUGAUCUGAAUCCAGUGGAAAUAGAGAUGUUUACUUCUGGUGUUGGGCCCAAUAUGGGGGAUAUAAACUUAAAUUAUAAGUCCCAACCAAUUGAUUUUUUUAAGCUUUUCUUUUCUGAUGAAUUGUUAGAAUUGAUUGCUAACCAAACUAAUUUGUAUGCUGUGCAGGCUAGUGCCAAAAACUUCACUCCGGUAUCUAUGAUCGAUGUAAGCACAUUCAUUUACAUCAACAUGAUGUUUGGCAUACACAAACUGCCUGCAUACCACCUUUACUGGUCAACAGAUAAUUUAUUUAGGGUACCCUGUGUGGCAGAUGUCAUGUCCAGAAAUAGAUAUCAGGAAAUAAGUAGAUAUUUCCAUUUGGCUGACAACACUAAGUAUAUACCUAAGGGACAGAUAAAUUAUGAUCCCCUAUUCAAGAUUAGGCCCGCCAUUACCACCAUACAGUUUGCAUGCAAAGAAUAUUUUAGACCUGGUACAGCUAUAUCUUUUGAUGAAGCAAUGAUUCCAUUUAGGGGUAGACUGUCAUUCAAACAGUAUAUUAAGGGGAAGCCUCACCCAUGGGGGGUAAAAGUUUGGUGUGCCUGCGACUCUGCCACUUCUUAUCUUCUCGAUUUUGAAUUUUAUGCUGGUAAAUCCGACACGGCUCUACCCAAUGGACUUGGAUACCAUGUUAUAUGGUCUUUGGGUCAGCGUUUCCUACACAAAUAUCAUCAUUUUUAUUAUGAUAAUUUUUUUUCUUCGAUAAAAUUAUCGGUGGAUUUGAUGACCAACGACACCUAUUCUUGUGGAACUAUUCGCCAAAACAGAAAGCACUGGCCCAAAGAGCUGACAGGAAAAUUAAAAGUCAAUCACUGUGAGUGGAGGCAAAUAGACAAUUUAGUUGCUUGCUGGUGGAGGGAUAAACGUGCCAUUUCAAUGUUGUCCACCAAUGCAUCACCUGUUUGGAACACAGCUUCAAGGCGAACAAAGGAUGGCGCUGCCGACAAGCAGAUUCCCCAGGCAGUUCUAGUGUACAAUGCUAAUAUGGGAGGUGUAGAUAGGCAUGACCAACUCAGGUCCUACUAUCCAAUUGGCAGAAAGAGCCAUAAAUGGUGGAGAUGCUGCCUAUGGUUUUUGCUUGAGGUGGCUGUUUUAAACUCAUACAUACUAUUCUGCAACAUACCACGCCCCCCUACAGUGAAACCACUAACCCAUCUACAAUAUCACAUGAGUGUUGCCCGUAGCUUGAUGAAGGGCUCAUCUAGGAAGAGGAUCCAGAGAGAGUCUACAACUACAGUUGGAUUGGCAGUAUCUGGUGCUUCUGUUGAACACCACAGGAUUAGGCUCCCUGGCCGCAAAAAAGUGUGUUACCAGUGUCGCCAGAAGGAUGUCCGCACCGAAGGAAGUAGGAGACCAGAGACUGUUUUUGGAUGUGUUUUGUGCAAUACACAUUUAUGUGAUGAACUCUGCUUUGCCCAGUUCCAUGUUCAGCUCAAAUAAAUUACAUUUUAUGUUAUUUAAAUAAAGAAAUAGUUAUCUAAAAUGCAGUUUUUUGUUUUUUUCGUGUUUUUUAAAUUUAUUUUGCAAAUACCUAUAUGUUAAAUACUGACAUAUUUGGUAUCAGUUUUUAGAGCAUUCAAUUCUCUACAAUAUAAGAUUUUUUAAAAUUUAAUUAGUUAUUUACUGAAAUGAGUUUAAUUGAUUGCUGUAAAAUUAGUCAUUUAAUCAUUUAGAGUUAUUCCCCUUACGCUGGGACUCCAUGGUUGGUAAACUUGGAGAUGCUAUGGGAC
This is a messenger RNA of Physella acuta, 2241 nucleotides long. RefSeq names its product piggyBac transposable element-derived protein 4. The record is from RefSeq and is a predicted model, not a curated record. NCBI's taxonomy places the organism in Eukaryota, Metazoa, Mollusca, Gastropoda, Physidae.